Messenger RNA from Gryllus bimaculatus (two-spotted cricket), 1873 nucleotides. Lineage: Eukaryota; Metazoa; Arthropoda; Insecta; Orthoptera; Gryllidae. The record is from the annotation of a GenBank genome assembly.
AUGGAAGGGGCGAGUCGAGAGAAAGAAGGCGUGCCGGAGCCGGGCGAGGGAGGUAGCGGGGGAGAGCGAGGUGAUUUCACCUUACGGGUCAUUGUUGGAAACUAUAAAUAUGUUAAGGAGGUCCUCCGGUCCAGGCAGAAGUCUGCGGUGUUCACCAGAGGAAACAAUGCUUUCGGGAAUCACCUGAACGCCGUUCGGCUAUUGCUUUUUGGGGGAAUAUUGUGCUGCCUGUUUUUGCAGGCAGAUUGGCUGCUAAAGACAGGUCUCCAUGCACCUAUGACACAGCUCCACCUGUUUUCCAGCGAGCGUAGGACGUGGCGGCGACGAGGCCGCGCCGCGUGGCCGGCCGGCCGGCAUCUCCAACACCUCACCGCCUGCCCUGCCCUCCCUCUCCCUCUCCCUCUCCCUCGAGCGCUCUCCGUCGCGUCUCGUGCCGUCUCGUCUCGUCUCGUCUCCGUCUGGCGCGUGCGCGCGGCCGGAGGCUCGCGUCGCCCCGCCUUCGGUCGUCAGUCGCCGCCCGCGCCGCUUCCCGACGCCACCUCUUCCGACGCCGAAGCCGGCGUCCGGUAUUUCUUCGUCCUCCAGGAGCACGGGCUGAGCGCGGCGGCGUCGGACGCGGCGGUGGCGAAGAAGCUGUGGGAGAAGAGCGAGGAGCUGGUGGGGCUGAAGGAGGGCGAUCCGCGCAUCUGACCGCGCGCCGCCGCCCGCGCCCUGCUCGCGCCGCCGCCCGCGCCCCCGCCCGUGGCGCGCGCAGCCUGGGCCGCCCCCGCGCCCGCGCCCGCCACCGCGCCCGCCCACCGGCGCUGAGGCCGGGCCGCGCGAUUUCAAAAGCAGCCGUCCAAACAUUGGGGCAGGACAUUGUUCCGAUUGAUAACCGAGGUUUAUAUCCAACAGAGUCUGUUAUUUGCGGUGUCUGACAAGUGUCAUUCCAUUCUUUUGGUUUCCUUGUAACAAAAAAAAUCAUAUAAACAAGAAAUAUAUUUCUAGUAAGUGUACUUAUGCACCAUCUUCAGCUAAAAGUAAAACUCGUUUGUUUCAAUUGCCUUUAACGGACGGCGAACUGUUAAAUCCUUAACGGACGCCGGGUGUGAAAGUGACUGUUUCGUUGCGUUAAGUCGAUACAGUAUUACGAAAAAAAUGUUUAAUGGGUCUGUCCUUUAAAACUAGAUGACACCAAAGGUACCAUAGGCGCCAAAGGCCAGAGAAUUAUCUCCGUCCGUUUUAAGAGCCUGUGUGCGUCUAGCUCGCUGCACUUGGGAGCGGACUCUGCGGUCCAAUCUGACGCCAGGCGCAAAGAAAUGAUUACCUGUAAUAACCUCCUUAAAUUGCAUAUUAUCCAAAAUUCGUAUUCAUAAAAACAAUACAAAUCAAUAGAAACAAAGAGAAAACAAUGUGUUAUAUUGUAAUUAUUCUAGGGUUAUAACAAAUGCAAUAUUAUUAAAAGUUAUUGUAAGAUGGAAUUUGGGGCAUUUAUGACCUGUCAACUGACGUUUUCGUGUAUGAAAGGAUUCAGAAACAAAAAAACGAGUUUUACAAAAGGCCAAAUUGACUUAAAAAAUACAAGGAGACUGAUAUCGUAAUAGUACUUGGCACUGCCCUGUCCCAAGCUGUACUGUAUUUUUUAAUUAGUGGUUGACUCACAGAACUCGUGUUUUUUGGUUCUGGGGUCCUACAAUGUCUAAAUCCAAACCCGUGCACUUUAUCUCAAGAUUUUUAUACGUGCAUUUUGUAGGUAGAGUUAAUAUGAUUUAUGAACGUCAGGUAUUGUUUAAUAAAAUACUCUUAAAAUGUAUGAGCAUCUGCUAUCAACUCCUCUACCGUCUGUUCAUUUUUCCUCUUUAGUACGAUCCAUCUUCCUUUGCUCCUUUAUAUC